AUGCAAGACGAACGGCCCGGGCCCGCAAAGCCCACGCGCGGUGGCGCCUUCGUCGUGCGGCAACAUGACCGCAAGCCGCUCUUUGGCAACGCGACAAAACAAACAACAGCGCAACCCCUCGAAACUAGAAUACCCGCUCUCACACGGUCGAAAACAAGUCCUAGCACCCAGCCAAAGCCUGCUGGCCCAAGUAAUCCCCCCACAACGCCGGGCGGCUCCCGUAUACCGCGCUUUGGCAGCGGCGGCUUCGGCAGCAGAAAGCCCAUGUCGCUGUCCGACGCGUACAAGCUCGCGGCCGAGGAGGAGGACAGCGGCGCCCGACCAGGCCCAAUCGACGGCUCCCCUAGCCCGGCACCGCGAUCCUGGCGCACGCAAUCGGGCAACGACGGCAAGGCGCGCGGGGCUCUCAACGAGGAUCCCCUAGAUGGCAAAGGUGCCGUCUCGCCGAACAAGGAGCGCAUCGCGUUGCGCAAUCGCGUCGACGACGGCAUCGGAAAGUCGAGAACAAGUCGCUGGGUGCUGGAGGAGGGCAUGCGCGAUGCAGACGCUCCGCUGCCACCCACUGAAAAUGUUGCCCCGGGGUUCAAGGCAUCGCCGGAGAAGAGCUACGCCUGGCAGGUAGACGAGGACUUUACCGCGGGUGACUUGCAAGUCUCGGAUAGCCCACGCAUACGAGUCAACAAGCCGCCAACUACAAAAUCACAAUUCGAAUCGCCGCGCAAAGGCAGCACGCCCAACACCAAGCUCGACGAGAUACGGGCCCGCGAGCUGGGGCUGACGCCCAAUGUGGCCAGUGCGAGGAAACUUACAAAACCCAAUGAUAAUCCAUCAUGGGAAAAGGAGCCUGAAAAGCAAGCUCCAUUGCUAGAGCGUGGGUUCUCGCGCACAAGAGGUGGGCUCACUAAGCUAGACAACAUCAAACAGCUAGAGACGCAAGGGCUGUCGAAGAGGGCGAUGGCACAAGUCAAACUUGAAGAGAUCAAAGAAUACAACGCCAUGACGAGAUCUGUUUCACCUGAUGCCCCACACAGACAAUGGAUAGGCCGUGAAGCGGCAGGCAUCCCACGCUCCAAGUCGGCAUUCGAGCCUGCAGGAAGGCAAGUCCCCGACACACCAGUCACUAUUUACAAAUCAGAAGCGGAAAGAGUUGCCGACGACGUGCGUCGGGCAGCCGCAAAGAAAGCCGAGGAAAAGCGCAAAGAAGCAGAACAAAGAAGUAUGGCAACCAUACCUCAAAACCGCGCUGCAAACAGGCUCUCGCCAGACAAGCGUGACAAGUCACGCGACUUGUUGCGCAAACUGGCCCGGGCUACUGGCGCCAGUCCUGCAGCUCCCGACCGACGACCUGACGACAAUCCAGGCGCGAAUGCUUCUGCCCCUCCUAUGAAGCCCGAGGCGCCCCGCGCCAGCUCUCUCAAACGGUCGGCCCUUGCCGACAGCAGUCGCCGACGGACAUCCAUCACGUCAUCCAACGCCGCCAAAAGCGUCUCUUCCAUGGACCGGCCGACAGUCGGCUUUGCUGGGCUCGCGCGCUCCCGGUCCAGCGACUCGCGCAAGAGCAAACGCUCUAGCGUGCACUCGGAGCAGGACCCGACGGAUAGGAUCGAGGCUGAGGAGCAGCUGUUUGCGCCGCUCGACAACUACUCAGAGCCCGGAUCGGUGCGCGCGCCCUCGCCGAGGAUCGAAGACGAUGCGACGCCCAAGCCGGUCACCAAGCAUCAAGUAUUGUCGAUGCCUACGCCUCGCGCGCCAGGCGCGUUUGUGGACACGCCUAUCACGAUCAAGAAAGAGGAUCGGGAGGAGCUACGACCCAGCAGCAGACGCAGAGUGAGCUUGGAGGAGUCGCCAGACAUCAAAACAGACAAUGCACCUCGCAACAGCAAGAGGGACCUGGCGUGGCGUAGCAAAGACGUCGACACGGCGUCGGACCCCGGUGCCGCCGAAGAAAAGCCCACCCGGCCGGCGCGUUCGCGGAGCCUGCCUAGAAGGCGGCCCCUCACCAACUCGGCCAAGCUACCCUCAGUGCGCGAUGACAUGCACGAGCUGCAGCAGCUAAACAAUAUCGACGACGGGACCCUGGAUCAAUUGGAAGAUAUUCUACAGGGGAAAAAGACGACAAGCGAGAAGCUGGAUGAGCUACUCAAGGAACUGCCGGCAGUGGCGGAUGCGGUGGGCAAGAUUAAAAGCGAACCGGAAAGCAGCAGCGUGGACGAGAAUCGCCUGGAUGACGAGCUGUCACACUAUGAAGCGCUGAGCGCGUCUGUUGAGCGCGAUCUCGGGGUGCACGACAUCGGGAAGACGAAACCGGGUGUGCCGUCGAGAACACAAAAAUCCCAACAAGGCGACGCGCCUACAAAGAAAGAGCAUCAGCUCGACGACAACCAGAUUCAAGUCGAGAAGCAGCGCAAAAACGACGAGCAGCUCGACGAUACGCAGCCGAAAGUUGAGAAGCAGCUCACAGUCGAUGAGCAGCUCAACAGAAAGCGUACCGAAACCGAAAAGUUGCCGAAACACGAAAAGCACACCGAAACCGAGACGCACGCCAUGGACGAAAAUCAUGGCAAAGACUGUCCGCUGUGCGCAGCCCAACCCGCCACCCGCGCCAUUGCGUAUCUACACUUUCCCCUUCCACGCCUCUUCAACCUCAUGCCCCGUCCUCGCCUUACCCUCCUCGGACUCUUUCUCUGUCUCUCGGCGCUCUGGUUCGCCGCCGAGACGGCCAUGUGCGAAAUCUACUGCCGCCCGGCCACGUGCUCCGCUCUGGAACCGUGUGUGUGGUCCUUUGACGACCCUGCUGGGUUCGGCACCGCGCUCCCCGUCAAGCUUGAUCAGUGGACGACGGGCGGUUGGGGCGCCGCGGCGUGGACUGUUUUGCGAGACGACGUCGCAGACGUGCUGGACAUGAUGCGUGGUGUCGACGCGGCCGACGUGGAGCGGAUGACGCCGGCGCAGAGGAGACGAUAUAGGAGACGCGUGGCGAGGAAGAUGGAUAGCAAGACUGGCUGGGGGCAGGAGCAACGGGAAAAGGCGGAUGCGUGGCGGAGAGAAAGGAUGGGGAUGGAGAGGGGCAUUUUAGAUGAGGGAAGUGUGGGAGGGGAUGAGCGCGUGUGGUAG
Molecule: messenger RNA, 3114 nt
Organism: Beauveria bassiana ARSEF 2860
Lineage: Eukaryota; Fungi; Ascomycota; Sordariomycetes; Hypocreales; Cordycipitaceae
Exons: 1
Coding region: 1-3114 (1037 amino acids)
Source: RefSeq, a predicted model, not a curated record